UCGGUAGCUACCGUUAGCCAAGCUGUUAAAACUCUAGGCUAUAUAGGCUACCGGGUAAAUAGUCUACCGGGUAAAUAGGCUACCGGGCAACUUCUCCUUACGGUAGCACGGGGGUUGCUUUCUGUCGUGUUUUAGCCCGGAAAAGUAGCAGCGAUGGUGAAGAAGAAAGUCACCAAAGUAAAGAGGGCGAAAGCCGGGAAAGCAAAGAAAGAUGGAAAACAGGAGUCAAAGGGGGACAAAGAGUCUGACGUGGAGAAAGCCAAGGCCAACGCGGCCCUGUGGGAGCUCAGGUUACAGGUCACCGAACAGUCGCUCGUGGAGUACCGCGAGGCCUGCCGCAAGUUGGCACGGGCAAAUGAGGAGCUCACCAACCAGCUGUUCCGCACGGAGAAGGACACGAUAGAUACCACUGGCCUUCUGCAGAGACAAGAUGCAGCUAAAGAGGAGAAGAUCAAUACGCUGCAGAAAAGCCUCAAAAGUCAACACGCACUUGCAUGUGAGGAACAAAACAAACUGGUUGAUGAUUACACGAUUCAAAUCAACGAGAUGAAGGAACUGUUCAGAAAGAAGUCCAGAGACUUUAACAUGAUCCAGGAUGGGAUGAAGAAGAUUGAGGUGUUUCAGAAGAGGAAAGCCCAGAUGGAGCAGGAGCUCAGCGAUAUAAGAGAAAAUAUGGAUGUUGCCGACAAGGAGCACAGGGAAAACCUAAACAAAAUGGAGUACAAGUUCUUCAAAGAAAAGGAUCGCCUGGAGAAAGAAGCCGAGGAGACGAUAGCCGUGGUGGUGGAGAAGGCCCACAAUGAAGCCAUUGUGCAGUUGGACGAUGCCUCGCGCUCUGUGUUCAAGGAGAACGUCCGUCUCAAUGAAGAGCUGAAAUAUCACAUGAAGGAGGCAGACGACCUGCAGAUAUUGACAAAUUCACUAGCUGAGGAAAAUGCCUCCCUGGCACUGGACAAGAACACGUUUGAGUUGAUGGCAAAGAAAAACACAGCCCAGAUGGAGGCCCAAAAGAAGGAGCUAUCUAAGCUGAAGGCCAUGGUAGCUUCCCUGGAGCAGGCCCUGGAGCUAAAAGGUGAGGAACCUGAGAGAGAGGAGAAGAAGGAGAAGGAGAAGGCUCUGGUCAGCAUCCAGGCCGGCCAGGUAGAGUUGGAGAAGCUGCAGAAAGUGCUUUCCAUGCGGGAGAGGGAAUUGGGGCACGUCAAGCGGCUUGCGAGCACCAUUGUAGAGCAGCGCACAGAGCUGGAGCAGUUCUUCCACGAGGCACUGGCUCAGGUGAAGCAGGAGAUCAUGGACAGCAGGCUGCGAUACAAAAAGGAGGCACUGCAGGCUUAUCGUUGGAGGCUGAGAGAAGCCACGGCAGGAAAACUCAAGUUCCCACCCAUCCGCACCUUUCAUAAAGCCCCCAACAGUACCAACUCUGUCUAUUCUGACAUGGAGGCGGCUGCGAGGUGGACUCAUCAACCAGACAGCAAAGUUGAAAUCUCAGAUCUCACUUGGGAGCAGAAGGAACAAGUGCUCAGGCUUCUCUUUGCUAAAAUGAAUGGACAGCAGAGGGAAAGGAGAGCCAGCCAACAUCUGGCUUUGUCUGCCUCCUCUGAGAAGAAGAGCCCUAUUGACAGCGAUGCUGCCGGAAUUAGAGAGGAGCUCUCCCCGGCGACCUUCGUCACCCAGGCGCCUGUUCUGCCCUCGAACGCAAACAGCCUGCCGGAUAUAAACACCACAUGACCCCUGUGUGGCCUCUGCAUUGCA
This is a messenger RNA of Sebastes umbrosus (honeycomb rockfish), 1749 nucleotides long. RefSeq names its product basal body-orientation factor 1-like. Lineage: Eukaryota; Metazoa; Chordata; Actinopteri; Perciformes; Sebastidae. The record is from RefSeq and is a predicted model, not a curated record. Bases 154 to 1725 code for a protein of 523 amino acids. The transcript has 11 exons.